This is a messenger RNA of Arabidopsis lyrata subsp. lyrata, 1966 nucleotides long. RefSeq names its product UPF0481 protein At3g47200. NCBI's taxonomy places the organism in Eukaryota, Viridiplantae, Streptophyta, Magnoliopsida, Brassicales, Brassicaceae. The record is from RefSeq and is a predicted model, not a curated record.
CAGCUUUAAUUCAGUUGUUACAUCUUUGCUUUUGGACUUUUCCUAAGUCAUUCUCAAUCUCCUAAAAAACAUUCAACCAACAAAAAUGGCCAUUCUUAGUAAACGACGACCACCACCUCCACCACCACCACCGCGGCCUCUUCCACCACUUCCGCCGCCACCACCACCCCCGCCGCCCCAGCUACCAUUUGGACCGAAUCUUCCUUUACCUCAUAUUAUCAUAAGAAGGAAAGGAAGAAGAAACUAUCAACUACGACAGAUGUUGACCUUGUACUUCCUAACAUUCAUAAUGCGCAAAAAAAAUCAAACCCAAAACCAACAACCCGAAGAGACACGGGAAGAAUGGGUGAUUUGGAUCAAAGACAAGAUGGAGCAAGUACUUAGAGACGACGCCACAACUAGCUGGGACAAGCUUUGUAUCUACAGAGUUCCACUCUCCCUUCAGAAAAACGACAAUAACUCCUACUUCCCUCAAACCGUCUCUCUUGGUCCGUACCACCAGGACUAUCACAAAUGGCGUGCGGUCAAUAUGGUCAUGAAACGUACCAAGCAAGGCAUCGGAUUGUAUAUUGACGCCAUGAAAGAGCUCGAAGAGAGGGCUCGUUCUUGCUACAAAGGUCGUAUUGGUUUGAGCAGUAACAAGUUCACCCAAAUGCUAGUUCUUGAUGGUUGUUUUGUUCUCGAUCUCUUCAGAGGAGCCUAUGAAGGAUUCUUGAAACUUGGAUACAAUCGAAACGAUCCCGUUUUUGCCAUGCGAGGAUCGAUGCAUUCGAUUCGACGUGACAUGCUAAUGCUGGAAAAUCAACUUCCUUUGUUUGUCUUAAACCGGUUAUUAGAGCUACAACUCGGUACACAAUACCAAACCGGUUUAGUGGCACAAUUAGCGGUUCGGUUCUUCAAUCCGUUGAUGCCAACCUAUAUGCCAUCAACCAAAAUUGACAACUCGCAAGAAAACAAUAAAUUCUUUAACCCAAUUGCUGACAAGGAGAAGGAAGAGCUGCACUGUCUGGAUGUUUUCCGUCGAAGUCUGCUCCAGCCUAGUCUGAAACCGGAGCCAAGGUUAUCGCGAAGUAGAUGGUCUAGGAAACCGCUUGUGGCGGACAAGCGCCAACAACAACUACUACAUUGCGUGACAGAACUAAGAGAGGCCGGUAUAAAAUUCAAAAGAAGAAAAUCCGACCGGUUUUGGGAUAUUCAAUUCAAAAACGGUUGUCUAGAGAUACAACUACUUAUCCAUGAUGGUACCAAGUCUCUUUUCUCAAAUCUUAUAGCUUACGAGCAGUGCCAUAUCGAUUCAACCAACGAUAUAACAUCCUACAUAAUUUUCAUGGACAAUCUAAUAGAUUCUGCUGACGAUAUUAGGUAUUUGCACUACUAUGAUAUCAUCGAGCACUGGUUAGGAAAUGAUUCGGAAGUUGCUGAUGUCUUCAACCGGCUAUGUCAAGAAGUGGCUUUCGACCUCGAAAAUACUUAUUUAUCUGAAUUGUCAAAUAAGGUGGACCGUUUUUAUAACCGAAAGUGGAAUGUUCUGAAGGCAACCUUGAAACACAAGUACUUCAGUAAUCCUUGGGCAUAUUUCUCUUUCUUUGCAGCAGUUAUUCUGCUACUUCUCACAUUAUUUCAGAGUUUUUUUACUAGUUAUCCUUAUUUUAAGCCACCUUCUUGAUUCUCAUGAACUUUGAAUGUUUUGUAAAUUUCUUACUUUGUUUUUUCUCUUGUACUUCACUGUAUUAUUUUGAAGCUAUUUAUUUGUUAGACCUACGGAAGAGAUUUUUCAGUACAGAUAUGUGUGUUAACAAACUGGGUUACUAGAACUCUUUUAUAUCCAUUACAAUUUUUUGGUAACAAAUGAGUUUGCAACUUACUGGUAAUUUUCUAUACCAUGGUAAAUUGUAUAGCCCGUCACAAAUCAAUACAGAAUUUUCCAUUGCAAAAAAAAGAUUCAACAUGUUAUAUGUUGCAAAUU